Messenger RNA from Planococcus citri (citrus mealybug), 1617 nucleotides. RefSeq names its product doublesex- and mab-3-related transcription factor A2-like. Gene Ontology annotation, biological process: sex differentiation; regulation of transcription by RNA polymerase II. The transcript is spliced from 4 exons. The record is from RefSeq and is a predicted model, not a curated record. Lineage: Eukaryota; Metazoa; Arthropoda; Insecta; Hemiptera; Pseudococcidae. Gene Ontology annotation, cellular component: nucleus. Gene Ontology annotation, molecular function: protein binding; DNA-binding transcription factor activity, RNA polymerase II-specific; RNA polymerase II cis-regulatory region sequence-specific DNA binding. The coding region runs from base 61 to 1320 and encodes 419 amino acids.
CCGUGAAGUGAAGGGAUAUGCUACGAGUUGAGUCGCCGAACAUACAGUUAGUAUACGACGAUGUCUAGUUCUAGUUUCAGUGAUAUGCGGUUAUCCGACAGAAUGAGUUUACCAAAUGGCGUGGAUAUGUCCGCUGCGAUCAUGUCUCAACACCCGGUGCUCGGCUCAUUGCCACCGGCUUUUUUUCUAAGAGCUAGCGAACGCUAUCAGAGAACUCCGAAAUGUGCGAGAUGUCGAAAUCACGGAGUCGUCUCGGCUCUCAAAGGACAUAAACGUUAUUGCCGUUGGAGAGAUUGUGUUUGCGCGAAAUGUACGUUGAUCGCCGAACGACAACGAGUGAUGGCUGCUCAAGUUGCCCUACGAAGACAGCAAGCGCAGGAAGAAAACGAAGCUAGAGAAUUAGGAUUGAUAUACCCUCAAUCGCAGAUCGCCACAUCGUCCAAUGUAACAGCUAGUGCAACUUCUUUGCCGGCUUUGCAGUCGUCUAUACAUUGCUCGCAGGAGAGCACUCGAAGUCAUCUCAGUAGUCCAGGUAGCAAACGACCAAGAAUUUCGGAAAAAGAAAUUCUCGAAUGUGACGAGCCAUCUAGUCUAGACAAAAGACGAAGAUCAAAAAGUAGAUCACCUAGUUUAACGCCUACAUCAGAAAUUCCAACAUCACCUUCACCUCCUGUAAACGUAGGCUCGUUUUCGGUCGACGAUCCUAGAGGAAUAUCUCAUACAGAGGAUGACAGCACAGAUAGUGAUGUAGCUCCGGAAAACCUAUCGUUGAAGAAAAACUGUUCCUUGCCAUCGGAAAACAAUACGCCAAUUUCUGCCGAUUUAGAUCAAAUGUCAUUCUCAGCGUUCUUCAAUUCGCAACAAAUAACAGCGCAACAAUACCAGCAAAAGUCACCAGUCGACGUACUACGUAGGGUAUUUCCUUCGAGGCGAAGAGCUGAAAUUGAAUUAGCUUUACAGAGGUGUAAAGGCGACGUACUUCAAGCUAUAGAAGUAAUGAUGAACUCAGAAUCCGAAGAGUCGAUCCAAGCAGCAUCAGCAUUCUCACCAUUAGCUAUAGGAUGUUCUCCAUUUCAUCGAAAUUUCAGCCCUCAUCAUGCAAACAGGCGAUUUCUAUCAGCACCUUAUGCCGGUACAGGUUACUUACCAACGGUCAUCAGACCUCCAUUAGGGUAUCCUCAGAAUGCCUUGGCCAUGCAUCACCUUACACCUUCAUCGGUGGCCAACGAUGUUUAUAAUAACUCUUGUAUUUCCGAUAAACCAGUCACCACUUCACCGGGUUCUGCUUCGAGUUCGGAAAAGACCACGUAUUCUGAAUGAUGCAGCCUACGACGACGAUGUGCAUAUCUGUAAAUAAAUUUAUCAAAUUAGCAAGCUACUUUUAAAUUUUUUAAUUUGUUACCUCAUCGUGUUUGGUUCUUGCGAUCAAUUUUGUCCUUUCAGUCUCUCUAUAUUUUUUUUUCUCUCUUGUAUGUAUUAAUGUAUAUUUAUCGAUGAAUUGUUAAACUAUGAUUUAAUUGUGAAGGUUUUAGUUCUCUAGUGUAGAUAAUGGAAAAUCGUUUACCUUGUAUUUAUUUUCAGCAAUAUGCGAAUUAAAUUUAUACAAUUUGCGUCAUU